This is a messenger RNA of Sporothrix schenckii 1099-18, 237 nucleotides long. RefSeq names its product ubiquitin-like protein Nedd8. Gene Ontology annotation, molecular function: ubiquitin protein ligase binding; protein tag activity. Bases 1 to 237 code for a protein of 78 amino acids. The transcript is spliced from 2 exons. The record is from RefSeq and is a predicted model, not a curated record. Gene Ontology annotation, biological process: modification-dependent protein catabolic process; protein neddylation; regulation of proteolysis. NCBI's taxonomy places the organism in Eukaryota, Fungi, Ascomycota, Sordariomycetes, Ophiostomatales, Ophiostomataceae. Gene Ontology annotation, cellular component: nucleus; cytoplasm.
AUGUUGAUCAAGGUCCGCACCCUCACGGGCAAGGAGAUUGAGCUCGACAUCGACCUCAAGUACAAGGUCUCCGAAAUCAAGGAAAAGGUGGAGGAGAAGGAGGGCAUUCCGCCGGUCCAGCAGCGCCUCAUCUUUGGCGGCAAGCAGAUGGCCGACGACAAGACGGCCGCCGACUAUGCGCUCGAGGGCGGUGCCACGCUGCAUCUGGUGCUGGCCCUGCGCGGCGGCUGGUGGUAG